Messenger RNA from Strigops habroptila (Kakapo), 3907 nucleotides. It is a transcript of the gene DUSP22, whose product is annotated as dual specificity phosphatase 22. The record is from RefSeq and is a predicted model, not a curated record. The transcript is spliced from 6 exons. Gene Ontology annotation, cellular component: cytosol. Gene Ontology annotation, molecular function: protein tyrosine/serine/threonine phosphatase activity. Gene Ontology annotation, biological process: regulation of cell population proliferation; protein dephosphorylation; positive regulation of JNK cascade. Bases 332 to 934 code for a protein of 200 amino acids. NCBI's taxonomy places the organism in Eukaryota, Metazoa, Chordata, Aves, Psittaciformes, Psittacidae.
UCUUAACUUGUAUUUGAAGUUCAAGUUGAACUGUCUUUGCAAAUUACAAAGGUGUUUUCCUGGAGCUGAAGUCUAGUGGCUGGGAUGGUGACAAGAGAUUGUAGUCCUUAAAUUUGAUUAUCUGUGAACAGCAUAUGCUUAGUAAAGAGUGUUUCCUGGGUUUUAGUUCUUGUUCACCCUGUUAGAGUUAACUGCCUGUUAUCCAUGCAGACUUUUCUGAAGGGUUGAGUAUUACCUUUACAAAAACACAGAUAAGCCCCAUUCGUUACAGAAGUUGAUUCAUAAGAAAUGUAAAUGAGUGUGGAUAGUCAGAGCUGAUGCAACCAGUUCUAUGGAAGCCAAUGAAGCUGCACGAGUUUGCAUGAGUGGCAAAUCCCUCUCCCUGACCAGUGCCAGUCUCCUGUACCGAUGGACAAGAUUCUGCCUGGCUUGUUCGUUGGCAACUUUAAAGGGGAUGAAGUAUCUGUGCAUUCCUGCUGCUGACUCACCCUCGCAGAACUUGGCAAGGCAUUUCAGAGAAAGCAUCAAAUUUAUCCAUGAGUGCCGGCUUAGAGGUGAAGGCUGCCUAGUUCAUUGCCUUGCAGGUGUCUCCAGGAGUGUGACAUUAGUGGUUGCCUACAUCAUGACCAUCACAGACUUUGGUUGGGAAGAUGCACUGUCUGUUGUCCGCGCAGCGAGAUCCUGUGCCAAUCCUAACAUGGGCUUCCAGAGGCAGCUACAGGACUUUGAAAAACAUGAUGUUGAUCAGUUCAGGCAGUGGCUGAAAGAAGAAUACGGGGAAAACUCUUCUCAGGAUCUGCAAGAAGCCAAAAAUCUUCUGAGUAAAUAUAAAGAGCAGGCAGAGUUGCAGCAGAGUACUGGAGGAAGACAGUGGAAUAACAACUUCUCAUCUGUGCAGUCUCUCUCAUACAGUAACUACACAACAGAGACCUAAUUGUAGGAGGUUGAUUUUUUUUUUUUUCUUUCUACCUUUGAAAAACAUCUUGCCAUAAUUUCCAUCCCAUCUUCAGGACUCUCAGCAGUAAUCCUGCAAACAAUUGAUUUAUCGAAAGCUUCUUGAUAAAAAUACUGCAUUAUGUGUGUGUGUAUGAGUGUGUUUCACACAGUUUUACAAUAUGGGCAGGAUCAAGUUCUCUGUAUGCCCAGGGACAUGAUCCAGUUACUGUGGCUGAGCCAGUUAGCCAGCCACAGCUAGCAUCGCCUUAGGCCCACAUUGCCUGGCAUUUGCUGUGAGGUUAGCUCAACUCCUUUCAUUGGAGGCUAGCAAAGGGCUCUGAGAGAUAAAGUCUGGUGAUUCAAGCUGUGGCAGUUUGACGUCUCUGCACUAUUAAUGUGGCAAAGAUAUUAUUGCACCUGGAGAACUCAAGUCUGUCUCUGCUGCUCAGGUUCACAGUCCAUUGACAAGUAAUACUGCGGAGGUGGGCUUGAACUUGAAUGCUAGGCUGCGAACUGGAGUAGGUGAGAUAUGGGUACAUGUACCUUUCUACCAACAGUAGCAUCUAGGAGAGAAGUGGGACAGACAGCUCUGACUAAUAACAUCUUCAACUGCCACAGUUGUACUUGCUUCAGUACACGUGAGACAGAGUUGUUGGUAGAGCUGCCACAGACCAAGAGCACCGAGACUUACCACAGCUCAGCUGAUGUGCAGUGAUUUAAGCCGUAGUCCCUUGAUUGAGCAUCUUGUCUCCCAACAUAAGCUUCUCUGGAGAAUAGUUUAUCAGGUCUCCAGUGCUGCUGAACUUCAUUCUCUGUGGAACACGUGCCUCUUAAACACACGCCCCUGCGCACAUGAUAACGUGUCUCCAAAGAGUGGGCUCGGUGUGAGUGCGAGCACCUGUUUUUCUUUGCUUGUGCUGUGGUUUGCUCUUUGACUUCAGCUACCUCAAAAAUGCUGUUCUCGUCAUUGUGGUUGUAAAUGCAACCUUGAAAAUUGCCUUGUGUAAUCUUAAUCUGACACUGAGUGAAGUAAGUGGGUGCGUGUGUGUGUGAGAGUGUGAGUGUGCAUGUGUAUUCCACAAAUGUCUGUAUUUGAGGAGUUUAUUGCUUUCUUUCAGGACUGCCCAUAUUUCUCACUGGUUUAAAAACUGAGUUGUUUGAAUUCAACUUUCUGCCAUUUUAAAAGCACUAUAUGUUUUGCUGUGAUCAGAUUUGUAGGAAUGCAUUUGUAAAAUAUGUGUUAAACUAGCUUAAAACUAGGGGCCAUACUCUGCUCUUGGCAACAUUGUGUGUUUCUGGAAUGGAGCCAUUGCCUGACUCAAGUGUAUUCUAAAACUGUAAUUUCAAAUAUGUCACCAGGAAUGCUGGACAGCAUAUUGACUUCUGAUGGUGUAAUGGCAGUUGGCACUGAUGCCAAGAUCAUGAUUUCUUGUCUUUGACUCAGAGGUUGGAAGGCCUAUUUUUCUUGAAGAUUUUAGAAAAUAAAAAUACUUCCCAAACAGCCAGGAUAGAAAAACAAAACCAAACCCCUCAUUUGUUUAAAUGUGUAUAUCACACUAAAAGCUAUGCACUGGGUGAGAAGCAGUCGGCACACUAAAUAGACUGUUGUCUCUUUCAAAUUCUUCGUACUUUGACCUCCCAUCCCUUCACAAGAUUCUUCUUCAUGUGAUUUCCUGCUUACUUUGCGUGACAGUGAAUUCUUUGGAUGGGAGCAAGGCUUUUGGGGUCAAAUAAACUCUGGCUGUUAAAUAUCUGUUGCCAAGUAUGUAUAAAAAAUGUUAUGGCUUGUGAAAUAUGGAUCUUGCAUAUUAAUAAUUGUCAAAAAGGAAAAAAAAGGGAAUGGGAUGGAACUGGCCUGACCAUUUGUUUCAUCUGAGUCCAAGGCCUGCAUCAGGGUUUUCAUUGCACUAAGUGCUCUAAGUGUACUGAACACGAGAGCAGGAUAAUCACGUCUGUGUUGCAGUAAGAGAUGCUGUUGCAUUUGGAAAGGUGCUGGAAUUGACUUUGUUUUCAAGCUUGUAGCUAAAUGAAUGAUUACCUACUUAGUAUAUCCAGCAACUGCUCUGUGUUUGCCUGGUGAGAGUAGCCUUCUGCUCUUGAAGAUGCUGAUGUCCAAAUAAUUGGCUGUUCAGGAAUUCCAGCACAGCAGUGCCCAUGUUGGCAGUCACCUCUGUGCUCUGAGGGCUGAUGUGGUAAUUGGAAAAGACUUUGCUCGGUGACAGGGUCUGACACGUGUUCAGGAUUCUGUUCCUGAACCCUCUACUCAUAAUAGGAUAUGUAGUGCAACUUCAGCCUGUCCCCAAAGGGCAGCUUUGUCAGAAGCAUUCUGCUUGUGCUCUUGCAGGUAUCUAGUCCGUCCAUUCUGUAGCUGACUGCCAACACUAUGUAUUCCAUAACACGUGGCACUCUUGUCCUUGCGGUAGUAAGCUUGUGAGUGCUGGUAAGUUGGCAAUUCUUUUUUCUGUUGUGACAAAUGCAAGGUAAAAUGGGAGACAUCUGUUAAUGUUUGUGUGUCCAAGAUUAUUCUGUACCAGAUUUUUUAAAAUAGCUUGUUUUUUCCCAAAGAAUCAGUCUCACAAUUAGAAUUUUUUUAGAGCUGAAUUUGGCUUUAGGGCCAUAUAGCCACAUCAAUGUGUAUUAUGCUGCAGCUUGAAAGCAAAUACAGGGUAAAGGAGGAGGAUGGAGAGGGUGCCAUAUUGUCAGUAAGUGGAAGUGCUCCUCUCUUUUCAAAAGACAGAAGGGGUCUUUUCUGUAGUCUCUUACUGUUUAGUGGUUUAUGUACUGCAUACUGCAUUUAAGAGUGGUAAAAGAGCAAGAGCAGUCUAAGAAAACUUAAAUCUGGUUUGUCCAUGCAGAGCAAAAUGACAGUUCACACCUUUAUUAGCACAAGGUGCAGAAGAGAGAGUAGCUACAGUUCUCACCUUGGCCUGUUAGAAAGGGAGAGGAGCUAACACAAACUGAGAACAUGACA